Messenger RNA from Terrapene triunguis (Three-toed box turtle), 2978 nucleotides. RefSeq names its product DAZ associated protein 1 (gene DAZAP1). The record is from RefSeq and is a predicted model, not a curated record. NCBI's taxonomy places the organism in Eukaryota, Metazoa, Chordata, Testudines, Emydidae. The transcript has 12 exons. Bases 183 to 1412 code for a protein of 409 amino acids. Gene Ontology annotation, molecular function: RNA binding. Gene Ontology annotation, cellular component: cytoplasm.
CCCCGUAGCGAGGCCAGGGUGCACGCGCAGCGGCGGUUGGCGGGCGGCGCUGAGGGGAAGAGGGGGCCGGAGCCGCCGUUGCGCAGCUCGGGAGGGAAGCGGAGCCCGUGACCUUCCGCUGCUGCCGCCGCCUGGGCCUGAGGGAGCCGGGCCCGGCCCGGACGCUGCCUGGAGCCGCCGCCAUGAACAACGUGGGAGGCGCCGACGAGAUCGGAAAGUUGUUUGUGGGUGGCCUAGACUGGAGUACAACACAAGAAACUCUCCGUAGCUACUUUUCCCAAUAUGGAGAAGUUGUAGACUGCGUAAUAAUGAAAGAUAAAACAACAAACCAAUCUCGAGGGUUUGGAUUUGUCAAAUUUAAAGAUCCCAACUGCGUGGGAACAGUACUGGCCAGCAGACCACAUACAUUAGAUGGCCGAAAUAUUGAUCCAAAGCCAUGUACACCUCGGGGAAUGCAACCAGAAAGAACACGGCCAAAGGAGGGAUGGCAGAAAGGACCCAGAAGUGAUAACAGUAAAUCAAAUAAAAUUUUUGUUGGUGGGAUCCCUCACAACUGUGGCGAGACUGAGCUCAGGGAAUACUUCAAGAAAUUCGGAGUGGUCACUGAAGUUGUAAUGAUCUAUGAUGCAGAGAAACAGAGGCCCCGAGGUUUUGGAUUUAUUACUUUCGAGGACGAACAAUCAGUGGACCAGGCUGUCAACAUGCAUUUUCACGACAUCAUGGGCAAAAAAGUGGAGGUAAAACGUGCAGAACCUCGUGAUAGCAAAAGCCAAACCCCAGGGCCACCAGGUGCCAGCCAGUGGGGAAGCCGGAUCAUGCCAAGUGCUGCCAAUGGCUGGGCAGGUCAGCCCCCUCCUACCUGGCAACAAGGAUACAGCCCUCAAGGAAUGUGGGUACCAGCUGGACAGGCAAUUGGUGGGUAUGGACCGCCUCCUCCAGGAAGAGGAGCCCCCCCUCCUCCACCACCUUUUACCUCAUACAUAGUUUCUACGCCUCCUGGAGGAUUCCCACCUCCACAAGGGUUUCCACAGGGCUAUGGCACCCCUCCACCGUUUAGUUUUGGAUAUGGUGCUCCACCUCCUCCACCUGACCAGUUUGCCCCUCCUGGAGUACCCCCUCCACCUGCCACUCCUGGGGCAACACCACUAGCUUUCCCACCGCCACCACCACCAUCUCAGGCAACUCAGGACAUGAGCAAACCCCCAACUGCUCAGCCAGAAUUCCCUUAUAGCCAGUUUGGUUAUGGACAAGACUUGAGCGGUUUUGGACAAGGUUUCUCCGACCCCAGCCAGCAGCCCCCCUCCUAUGGAGGCCCCUCGGUGCCACCAUCAAGUGGCCCACCUGCAGGAGGAAGUGGUUUUGGACGAGGACAGAACCAUAAUGUGCAAGGAUUUCACCCCUACAGACGCUAGCACAUGCAGGGAAUCCUGUCCACAGUGGGAUAUCUGGUAGCAGCUGAACCCGGGAAUCCCAGACUUCUGAACUUGUGACAAUCACAUACUUGAUGGAAGAAAAAUCUAACAACAUUGGGGGAGGGGAAUGGGAGGGGGGGAUGGCUUUUGAAGGCAACGCUGUGGGUGUUUGGACUGCAGGUUUUAAAUAUAUUCCUUUCUCUAACCCAUCAGCACAAAUAAAGAAAAUGUCACUGGUUCAAACUACAGGGUUUUAAAAAUGUCUUCAGCUUUAAUUCAAAACUUCAGGUUUCUUUUUUUGAAAUUAUUUUUCCUGAGCCUUUGUUUUACCGUAUAUUGUAAACUUUUAUGUUUAAAGAAAAAUAUAUACAUUUACAGAUUGUGAAAUUUUUAAGAGAAAUUUUCUACUAUGUAUGCUGGCUUAUUUUUUAAUUUAAAACAGGGUUUCCGUUAGCAAUGUUGGAAGUGAUGGUCCGUUUCAACCCCUUUACUUCUAACAUAAUGGUGGGGCAGUUGGUCCAGAAACUCUGGGAGUUAAAAGAAGAAAUCUACUGAGUGUAUUUUGCUUUUGUUACCUGACAGUAUAGAACUGGUAACAAUGCAGGUGCAGACUUGUUGAUGCACAGUGUCACUUAUGAAGUACAGCAUUUAGAUCUGUGCUUCAAACUCUUUAAAAUCCUCUGUGGAUUUCAUUAGGGGUUAACGGAGGCCUUGUUAAGAUGUAGAUUUCCCUCAGGCAAAAGGUUUAGGUGCAUUUUGCACUAACCAGUGAUUACCCCUGGUUUGAAUAAAGAGAAGUACAUUUGGAUUAGAAACAUAAGCCUGUCUCCAUUUUUUUUUCCUUACAAAUUUUUCCAUGUGAAUUUGGGUUCUCAUGAAAGUUGCCAGAUUGACAGCCCUGGAAAAGAAGUCCUUGUGGGUAGAGCGUCAGUGCACACUUACCCACACUUUUUGCCCUGUGCCUCAACCAGGACCUUUAGGUACUGCCUAGAAGUGAAAGCAUAAUGCACUCUUCAUGCCCUUUCAGCCCUUAAUGCAAGUGAUAUGAUUGGGCUGAUGUAGGAUUUGGACUGAGACCAUUAAAUUCAUUUCAUAGGCUACUGAAGAACCUCAGUAGCUUUAGGUCCGCACCAGCCUGAUCUGGAUUUGAACUGGUAAUCUACAGGUGAAAGACUCAAUGUACCAUUAUGAGUCUCCAAAACCCUCUUCUGUCUCUUACAUGUGCAUGACUAUAAGCAGGAAUUGAUGCAUUACGGUGCAUUAGCAUGUUAAAUCAGUGAUAUGCUUUAGUCUAGAAUUAAAGGUGGGUUAAAUUUCAAGAUUAUCAGGCUGCAAAGUAAUCUUAAGUCCUAAAUGUAAUGUGUAAACAUAUACAAGCUCUUAAUUUAAGAGGUGAGAUCAAAGUACAUAAAUGUCUAAUGGAAGAAUAUAUCCAUCUCGAAGAGGGUGGGACCAACUCCUCUGAGAUUUCGAGGUCCUUUUGAUAUAAAAGCAGUGGCAAUAUAUAUAUUGCACUGUUCUCUGGGAUAUCCUUUUAAUUUCUCAUGUGUCCUCGUACAAGUCCAG